GCAGCAGCAGCAUCUUCCUUUAUCUCUUGUCUGCGGAAAUACGCCCGAACCGAACCGAACCGACCCUGACGACACAAGACCCUCCAAAAACUGCUGGAUCUUACGCCCCGGAAUUCAUCUCAUACGCGCGCGAGUUUAAGGUUUCAUUAUCCAUACUGUUAACUCAGUCCUGCAGAAUAUGAUGGAACUGAAGGAUGACCGGCGGUUCCAUAAUCUAACACAGGAGCAAGUGGAGACUCUAGAUCAGGUUCUCACAGAGGUCAUUCCCAUUCAUGGCAGGGGCAACUUUCCCACCUUGAAGAUUAAGCCCAAGGACAUCAUUCAUGUCGUCAGAGAUAGACUGGUUUCUAAGAAUAUCAAGGUGAGGGACGUCCGUCUCAAUGGCUCCACCGCAAGUCAUGUCCUAGUCAAGGAGAAUGGCACUAGUUAUAAAGACUUAGACAUUAUCUUUGGUGUGGAGCUUCCUAAACAGGAAGACUUUCAGAUCAUAAAAGAAGUAGUUCUGGGGUGCCUCCUGGACUUUUUGCCACAAGGAGUUAACAAGGACAAAAUCACAGCUCUUACUAUGAAGGAGGCUUACGUACAGAAAAUGGUCAAAGUCUUUACCGAGUAUGACCGAUGGAGCCUCAUCUCACUCUCCAACAACAGUGGUAAGAAUGUGGAACUCAAGUUUGUCAGCUCUCUGCGUCGGCAGUUUGAAUUCAGCGUCGAUUCCUUUCAGAUCAUCUUGGACACUAUGUUGGAGUCCUACCUUGAGGCUGAGAGACGGGAGGCUGCACAACUCAAGGAGAAAGAACAGGAGGCUUCAGUGAUUCAGAGCACUGACUCGAAGUCAGGUAUAUUACAUAAGCAGAUCACCUCUGCUGGUACAGAGAGCUGCAAUGAAACAGAUAUUAACAUGUUAGGUGAAACUAAGGACAUGAACGCUUUGCAUGAUGUGUGCCACAACGAAAGAGUUAUGAUGGAAGCCCAGUACGAAUCUUCCAGAGAAGAAACAACUGUUGAAACGAUCCAGGAGGAAAAAAAUGAGGAGAUGAAUGAAUCUCUAACAAUGACUGAAGAUAUGGAAGACGUAUCAGAACUGUCUGAAACAAGAUCAGUGCAUAUGAAUAAACCAGAGGAGCUUCAUCAAAAUCUCUUGAUACAGUCGAGACGAGACGUUAACUCGCAGCUAGAAAUCGAACGGGUGGUCAUUGAGGAAAAUAAAAGCAUACAGUGUGACACAGAGCUGUCAGAUUCUCAAGCAUGUGUCCAUGCAGAGGGGUUUAAAGAGAGUGAAACCAUAUUAACUGCAUAUUCAGACAGUGUUAAAUCUGUAUCUAAAAAGGAGCGUACAAACACAGUAGGUGAGCCGAUGCAAACUGCAGAAAAAAACAUCGGACAAUCUACAUUCCAGCUUCCUCCCAUCACCCUUCUUACAGAAAACACCCCAGUGGACUCAAACAAUGAGUCCUCUUUAGCACCUCCGCCUAAGAAAACUAGUCGGAGUUCACAAAUGGUUGUUCUUAAGCAUUCCUCACCAAAACCCCCCAGGAAAAUGUCUAGGAAGGUCCCAUGUGUGCCACACUUAGCAAGCAAAUUAGUCUUAAAAGACUCGACAGUUCAAUCUUCUCAACUUGUCAGCCAUCCACUCAACGUAAGUGACCCAAAAGAAUCAACACAUACCCAACUAGAAUUAGCAGAGCAUACCACUAACUGCUCGGAGUCAAUGUCCAGUUCUUCAUAUGACAAUGACUCAGUGAUUAGAAUAUUAGAUAUAUCCACAACAGCCUUUAGUGUUUCACCCCAGGAGAAUUGUACACACUCAGAGGAGAUGCUUUCCAUACCUUCAUCCCCAGAAAAAAAUGUUCAAGCACUUUUAGAGACUUCAGAACCAGAGACUGGUGAAACUACUAAUCAUUCUGUCCCAAGCCCCAAGCCCGGUUCUGGCCAAAAGGACCAAAACAUGAGCAUUCAACCUCUUCCUGAGAUUCUGACAAAAACAUGCUCUCAACCAGUGAGGCCAAUUAUUCAGAUCAAUUGUCAGCCUAUAGUAGAGGUAGAAGAUAGCUUAUCUGUCUGUCCAAAGCCUUUAUACAAAGAGGAUACCCAAACGGAUGAAUGCGCUCAAGAAUAUUCAGAGUUCCAAAUAACUGUUAUGCAUACAGUAGAUGCUUCCUCCAAGUUAGGGACACCUCUGUCUACAGAUCUUACUUUUGAUUCAGGAGAGGUAGAAAUCACUGACCAGGGCUCUGGGGUUCCUGUUAUUUCAUCACCAGUUCCUGAACCCUCCAUAUCAUGUCUACUGCCUCAGGAACCUAAUGUACCUGGCACACCGACUCUGGAGUCUUCGAUUUUAACAUCACACCUUCUAGAACCACCCAUACUGAUACCCCAACAGGCUCAAGAUUCCUUGGUGUUAGAAAAAGACUUUUCCAAAUCACCUGAAAUAUCAUCAUGUCUUCUAGAAGCUCCAAUAUCAGUGUCUAAAGAUGGUGUGUAUUCUGUCUGGCCAUCAAACGUUUUGGAACCUUCCACAUGUUCUUCAGAGGGAUCAAAGUCUUCUGCAUCGUCAAUUCAAACUCCAGAACCACCAGAAGUAUUAUCGCAGAUUGUGGAACCUUCUGUAGACUCAACACAGCCUGUACAUUCUUCCAUAUCGCAGGCUGGGGUUCUAGAACCUUACAUUCAUCUAGAGUUAGUGACCCCUGUAGAGACUGCAGAGGAUUCAAAUAUACCUGACUCGAUAGCCACAAAAUCACCCCUGCCUUCUUCCAGAGAGAUUCCUUCUGUCACAGUAGUGGCAGAAAGCAUGUAUGGAGAUUUUGAGCAAGCCAUGGACCACCUGCGUUACAGGCUAAUCGCAACACGCAAUCCAGAGGAGAUCCGGGGUGGUGGCCUGCUCAAGUACAGCAACCUACUGGUUAGAGAUUUCAAACCUGCCAGCGAGACCGAAAUUAAAACUCUAGAGCGUUAUAUGUGUUCGCGGUUCUUUAUUGACUUUCCAGAUGUUAAUGAGCAACAAAGGAAGAUUGAGUCCUAUCUACGAAACCACUUCAUUGGAGAGGAGAAAAGCAAGUACGACUACUUAAUGACACUACGACGGGUGGUCAAUGAGAGCACUGUGUGCCUGAUGGGCCACGAGCGUCGACAAACACUCAAUAUGAUUACCAUCCUGGCUCUCAAAGUCCUGGGAGAGCAGAACAUCAUUCCCAACACCAACAACGUCACCUGCUUUUACCAGCCUGCUCCAUAUAUGGCUGACCACAACUUCAGCAACUACUACAUUGCCAAUGGCCAGUCCCCAAUUAUAUAUCAUCCAUAUCCUCUACAUAUACACAUGCAAACUGGGCUGGUUUAGCAGUGGGCAUGAUGUAUACAUGGGAAGCUGUGCAGAAAUAUAACCUCCUGCAACCUAAAAUGGCCACCACAAAUAAAAUCCUCAGCAUGAGAGAAAGUCCUAGCACUUAAUUGAAUAAAACCAUAUUUUGAUUGCUUUCAAUUUAUUUAAACUAAAAAUAAUUUAAAAACAAACAAACAAACAACGUGUUCUGACUGUAAAUCAAGAAGUGACAAUGGUUUGGACCAUUGGGCUAACAGUGCAAUUUUAUGGAGACACAUGUAUCCAUGGAUUCAAAAUCACAUCCUGCUGGAAUCAGUACAGUUGAUGAUCAGAGGAAAAUAAUACAUGAAAACAUUAGUAAUAAAGGUGAUAAAGCAAAGCCUCUAAAUACCAGUAAUACAUGUGUCUGACACAUUGAAAGGUGGGUUUUAGAAACACAGUGCUGAGGGUGAGAAAGUCUUUUAUGUUACAAGGAAUGAAUGCUAAUGACCUGGCGUAUUUUCCUUUUGUUGUGUGUAAAGCCUAUAAAAUGGCAGGCUUCAUUCGCUAAGCUGGUCAAGAUACUAUAAGGAACAUUUUUAGCAUCUAGCACUUGCUAGACUUAAACACGAAAACAGUUUUGAAAAAGAAAAACAAGAAUUGAAUUAAGCUGCACUAAAGUGGUCAUUCUGAAGCAGUCAAACUGUUCGAUCGAGUUAUAUGUGUCCAAUGGCCAAUUCGAUUGGAAAUUCCUCAGAAAAUUCAUGUAAGAAACUCCAGUCUACGUUACGAACCGUUUCCUGUCAACGACCAGUUAGAUUACGUGCAGAAAUGUAGGGUUUUAGAACGGCGAGGCUUUGAUCUUCCAGUGAGUCUGCGGAGAUUCUAUACAGUACAAUGAUGUGUUCAAGAGGGAUUUAUGAAGGGUGUAUUCAAUUUAUUCCAUACGUUUUUAGAAACAACUCAAAGUAGUCCAUGACUCACGGUUCAGUUCGACGCUGAUUCCUACCAGCUGCAUGAUUGAUUGCAGAUGUAAACCGGUGUGAAAUUUAGUCUGAAAGUUAAAUGUCUGUAUCUCUUCAGCCUUUUAUUGUCAUUGGCUGUGUUGUCAUUGGGUUGUGUAUGUCCAGAAUGUGUAAAUUAUGUUUUCGGAUUGAUGUCAAAAACUACGGGGACAGUGAAAUGUCGUCACUAUAAUAAUGUUACUGCCAGAUUUCACCAUAUGAGGUCUUGAGUUGUCGUGAAAUCUAAUGAUGUACUGACGAAGAGAGAGAAAUGUCUUAGUGAUGCAUGUAUGUGUGUGUUUUUUGAGCAUCUGUGAUGCGCAAAGCCAACUUUAUGGACUGACGAAUACGUUGGUUGGAUUUUAUUGACCAUACGAUGCAUAUUCAGCCUCAAAGGAAGCAACAGUCUCAAGCAGCCGAAGGCAUGGGGGAAACGACGGGUUCCUCGUAUGGAUGCAUGUGUGAAAAUAUCUACUUAUCAGGAAUUUUUUUACAUGUUAGUAACAAAAACACAUCUAUUUUUCCAAGAAAAAAAAAACGUAUAACAGCAUACAGAGUACAAAGAGUUUGUGCCGACCGCAUAAACACGUAAAUACAAGUAACAGCUAUAUAUAGAUUAUAUGCAAAAUAUAAGUAGAUCUUUUAACGGAUUAAUAUAAACUCGUAUCACUGUUCACAACUUGUGGAUUUCCCUUUAUGUAUUUAUUUAUUUAUUUAUUUUUGGGUGAGGUCCUAGAUUCAAACUUGUGAAGUAUUACACCUUACUGUAUGUUGACUUGAAGUCCCUUACGCUGUCUUGCCCUGAUGUUUUUGUGUACUUUCUAAAUUCUGGCCUUACUGCCAAAAUCUUUAGUAACACUGUGCUUAGAGAUAGGUUUAAAUGAACUUUAACUGUUUUCCCAAGCAAGACUUAUAACCACAGAACACCAUGGGAACCCUAAAGAGCAGUUUAUGUGACCAAAGAUGGGUUUUGUCGGAAAAAAAAAAACUUAAGUGCCUAAAAGAAGGUCAGUUUGUACGUGACCUAAGAAAAAGAGAAACAAAAGCAAAAGAAGGACAAAAAAAAAGGACAGACCAAAUGUAGAGAAAGGUAAACAUAGAGAGAGAGGUAGGAGAACGGUUCUCCAGGAUGCAUAUUAAACUGCAUCCCUUCAUUAUUUCUGGUUUAUAUUUCCUUCUUGCCCUUCUCUAGUGCUGAUUGUAUUGAUGUCAGUUCUGUAGUACUUUAUUAUGGUUGGUUAAUGUACCUU
Ictalurus punctatus (channel catfish) is the source of this 5555-nucleotide messenger RNA. It is a transcript of the gene tent5d, whose product is annotated as terminal nucleotidyltransferase 5D. Bases 179 to 3340 code for a protein of 1053 amino acids. The record is from RefSeq and is a predicted model, not a curated record. The transcript has 2 exons. NCBI's taxonomy places the organism in Eukaryota, Metazoa, Chordata, Actinopteri, Siluriformes, Ictaluridae. Gene Ontology annotation, biological process: mRNA stabilization. Gene Ontology annotation, molecular function: RNA binding; poly(A) RNA polymerase activity.